Messenger RNA from Lathyrus sativus (Indian pea), 363 nucleotides. The record is from the annotation of a GenBank genome assembly. NCBI's taxonomy places the organism in Eukaryota, Viridiplantae, Streptophyta, Magnoliopsida, Fabales, Fabaceae.
AUGGUGCUGAGGCUGAAGGUUAAUCUCUUUAAAAGUAGUUUAAGUGGAGUUAAUUUGAAGAAUGAUUUUCUUGAAGCGGUUGUCGUGUUUCUUCAUUGCACGGUAAAUCUGCUUCCUAUUAAAUUUCUAGGCAUCAUGGUUGGGGUUUCGCCGCGGAAGGUGAAGACAUGGAAAUCAAUUCUAGACGUUGUUAGAAGUAGGUUGAUUGUUUGGAGAGGAAAGCAUUUGUCGAUCGGGGGAAGAGUGGUCAUGAUAAAUUAUAUGUUGAAUGUGUUGCCGAUUUACACACUUUCGUUUUAUAAGGUUCCUGUGAAUAUUUUAAAGGAGCUGAUCAAUAUUCAAUCGAGGUUCUUGUGGGGAUGA